Actinia tenebrosa (Australian red waratah sea anemone) is the source of this 2786-nucleotide messenger RNA. Its product is annotated as alpha-1A adrenergic receptor. Lineage: Eukaryota; Metazoa; Cnidaria; Anthozoa; Actiniaria; Actiniidae. Gene Ontology annotation, molecular function: G protein-coupled receptor activity. The record is from RefSeq and is a predicted model, not a curated record. Gene Ontology annotation, cellular component: plasma membrane. Gene Ontology annotation, biological process: positive regulation of MAPK cascade; adenylate cyclase-activating adrenergic receptor signaling pathway.
AACAAUCAAACGAGUUUUGUUUUCACUAAAAGCUUGGAAAUUUCAAGAUUCAGACGAUAAAUAUAGCACGGGAAAUUGCUGUUUUUAGUUUCGAAGGGUGUUUCCUGAUCAAGAUCAACUAUCCCAUCCACCCAAGAGCCAACAAAAUAAGAACUGGAGAUUUAUCUAAAGUAAGCCCUUUUUAUUUAAAGUGUACUUUAUAUCUUCGACACUUAAUCCAUCAGCACUGAAAUGGGUUCUUCGGUGGCAUCGAAAUGGUUUUUUUCUCAUAGCGGACGACAGUGAAAAGGAAAAAGCAGAGCAAAAUAGCAAAGGAGAAUCCAUCUCUGCUCGUUUCUCCAAGUUCAAUCCGUGCAAGAGUUCCAAAAUGAAUUCCACAACACCAAAUAUGGACAUCGACCCAAGUCAAUCAAACAUCAUCGCAGCCAUGUUUGUUGCACUACUCAUAUUCCUGACAAUACUGGGAAACUCCCUCGUAUGCGCCAGUUUCUCCAUCUUCCCAGAGUUGCGCACGAUCUGUAACUAUUUCGUGGUGAGUCUUAGCGCGUCUGACAUUCUCGUAGCGUUGGUGGCCAUGCCGUUCUGGUGCGCCCUUCAAAUCACCGACAACCGAUGGAAUUUUGGCCCCGAACUAAAACUUUUCUGGGACUGCAUGGAUAUAUUAUGUGGAACAGCAUCAAUAAUGAACUUGAUGGCUGUCAGUAUCGAUAGGCAUUUUGCAAUAACAAUGCCUUUUUAUUACGAAAAUAUUAUGUCGUCAAAAAAAGCUAUCGUUAUAAUCUUCUUUGUUUGGGUCUACGCCGCGGUCAUUUCUUGCCUUCGUCUUGUUCGGUGGCCUGGUAACGAAUACAUGGACAUUGCAGCGUUUGGCAGCUUUUUUUGUCCGCUGGCUAUAAUGAUCGUCAUGUAUAUUCGGAUUUAUUUGGUUGCAAGGCAACAGGUACGACGGAUAGGACGGAAUUACACGACUGAUGUCAAAGCAGCCAAGACUAUUGCAGUCGUGAUAGGAGUGUUUGUUGCUUGUUGGUGCCCAUUCUUUAUCGUUGUGAUGGGGUUUGCACACGUCCCUGGUUUCAAGGUCUCUAAUGUGGUUUUAAACGUCAUCAAGUGGCUGGAAUACCUUAAUUCGUGUCUAAAUCCUGUCAUCUACACUUGUUUGAAUCGUGGCUACAGAAGAGCAUUCAAGAAACUGUUCUUGCGCUUCAUUCGGUUCCGGAGGCAGAGAGCCACAAGCAAUGUGAGUCAGCGAACUGUCCGCCUGAACUCAGACUCGGCCAGUUUGACUUACUUUCAGCCAGAGGGCAAAAGUAUCUCACAAAGACUAAGAAACAGUUCACUACUGGGAGAAUGUCUACGAACGCAGUGGGCAGAUAAAUAAGGCACGUCUGCUAGAUCAUCCUAACCGCGCAUGCGUGGCGUCCCUUGGUCUCCCUCGCAUCCGUUUUUAAAGGCGUACCAAUAAAUUCUUAGAUAUUAAGGUUAUAACUUAAAGCAAAGACACCACGAAAAGUGUGUUAGAUAAAGUGGGGUAGGGAGGGGGUGGAUACCUCCCUUUCUUCCCGCAUGGAAGUGUGGCUCUUUCUUGUUUCUAGUAUUUAGACAAAAUAACGAGGACAUUCGGCCUGUUUACGGAAGGAUCAGUCAUAUAAUUAGCCGAGAAACAGAGAAAAUGCUGCCUCAUGUUUCAUUUCCACAUAAUGAAAGAGGGCAACUGCAAUCUUUUGCUGCUAACCUAGAAAUGAUUUAUUAGUGUAUACAAAAACAUGCAAACUUGCAUGCAUUCACUUUAACAUAAAGGAAAAUUUUUACUACUUUCUAUUAUUUUUGUAAUUUUGAUUAACCAUGGGAGAAUCUGACGUUUUUGAAGGAAGAGUAAGAAACCCCAAUUGCUGUGCGCUUUGAGGCUAAAAAUUAAAUUAAAAAUUGACGAAACAAAAGGAGCAGCCUCUAGAGCUAUGGCCACACUUGCUACCGAUGCAGGUCAACGUUUUCCACCAUACUUAUAUAGACAAAACAUCCCUGAGUAUUUGUUAAGUUACCUGCUCGACCAUACUGCCUGAUUCUUCCUUCUGGAUUCUACACCCUAAUCACGUGACAUCAGAAAGCCACGUGACCAUAACGAAUCACGUGACCUGACCUCCAUGAAUUCAAGAUUGUUUUCGAUCAACAACUUUGUUACACAAACAUAUCUUGAAAAUACUCUUCGAAUUCUUCCUCCCUGAAAAAUAGAAAUGGGGGAUAUUAGUUGGUCUUCGUUUUGCACUGUUAUUUUUUCUAUUUAUUGAGACUGGUUCAGUAGUUUUACCUUGUUUUGUCCACCUGCACUUUAGCAGGCCCCUUCCAGAUAUCUUCUGGCUCGUCAUCUUUACUCGUACUUGCUCUCUCCUCACGAGAAUCUUCAAGAAAAAUAAAAUAAGUAGAGUUACCAAGUAUGUGAAGAUCAGUUAUUAGACCAUGAAUGUAUUUUAUAUGAUGCAAUCAAGAUGUGCAUCACAUUAUUGGAUGUUUAUACAAAAAAUAACCCAAUGUAAUAUCUCAUAAUACUUCACUCCAGGGCACGGUUGUACGAAGGGUGGAUAGCGCUGUCUAAAGGAUAAAUCCAUAUCUAGUGGAUAAAUCAAUGCUCUUAUCCAAUAAAUUUAUCCAUUACCACUAUCUACCCUCCGUACAGCCGGGCUCAGAUGAAGAUAAGUAGCUUCUGCUUGAGAAGACUAUUUGUGCCAUAUAUAACGCGUUUCAUACCUUUUAGAUUAUGUUAAUUUUGUUAAAUAAAAGAUGGAAUCAUC